Messenger RNA from Phaeoacremonium minimum UCRPA7, 1266 nucleotides. RefSeq names its product putative rio1 family protein. Gene Ontology annotation, biological process: maturation of SSU-rRNA; protein phosphorylation. Gene Ontology annotation, cellular component: cytosol; nucleus; preribosome, small subunit precursor. Gene Ontology annotation, molecular function: protein serine/threonine kinase activity; ATP binding. Bases 1 to 1266 code for a protein of 421 amino acids. NCBI's taxonomy places the organism in Eukaryota, Fungi, Ascomycota, Sordariomycetes, Togniniales, Togniniaceae. The record is from RefSeq and is a predicted model, not a curated record. The transcript has 2 exons.
AUGAAGUUAGACACAAAGGCCAUGCGCCACCUCACAAAUGAGGAUUGGAAAGUUCUUACAGCUGUCGAAAUGGGCAGCAAGAACCACGAGAUCGUACCCACACCACUCAUCGAGAAGCUUUCACGACUACGAGGAGGAGCUAGCGGCGUGCACAAGAGCAUAUCGAACCUCGCAAAGACAGGACUCAUCGGCCGAAUCAAGGAGGCCAAGUACGAUGGGUAUAGGCUCACAUACGGCGGGCUAGACUAUCUAGCGCUCCACACCUAUUCAACACGCAAAGAUGUGUACAGUGUUGGAAGUCGCAUUGGCGUGGGAAAGGAAAGCGAUAUCAUGAUGGUGGCAGAUGAGACCGGAACACAACGAGUGCUCAAGAUCCACCGUCUGGGGCGUAUAUCUUUUCGCACAGUCAAGGCAAACCGGGACUACCUCAAGAACCGGCAGGGCGGAUCAUGGAUGUAUCUGUCCAGGUUAGCCGCCAUGAAGGAGUUUGCGUUCAUGAAAGCACUAAAGGAAGACGGGUUUCCCGUUCCAGACCCUCUGGCCCAGUCGCGGCAUACCAUUGUUAUGUCUUUCAUUGAUGCCUUUCCACUCCGGCAAAUAGCGUCUGUUCCUGACCCAGCCAGUCUCUAUGCCGAGCUGAUAGCUCUGAUACUACGACUCGCGAAGCACGGCUUGAUACAUGGCGAUUACAAUGAAUUCAAUAUCCUCAUUAAAGAGGAGAAGGCCGAGUCAACAGGGGUAGAGACUGAGGAGGCUGCGGUCACACUCACCCCCGUGGUCAUCGACUUUCCCCAGAUGGUAUCUAUGGAUCAUCAAAAUGCAGAGAUGUACUUCGAUCGGGACGUCAAUUGCAUCAAGAGGUACUUUGAGAGGCGGUAUCAUUUUGUGAGCACUGAGCCUGGACCCUUCUUCAAGGAUGCGAAGAAGUCUGUUGGUAAGGAUGGUGCGAGGAGGAUAGAUGCUGUAGUCGAGGCAUCUGGGUUCACCAAGAAGAUGGCCAAGGAACUGGAGGCAGCAAUUCGAGAAAAGCGAUCAUCGAAACGAGACAGUGAUUAUUCGGACAACGGAGAGUCCGAAGGUUCUGAUGAGGAGGGUGAGGAGGAUGAGGAAGACGAGCAGCCAGAAAGUGUCGAAAGCGAUAUUCCAGAAGGGUCAGAUGAGCAGCCUGCGGAUCAAAUACAUUCUGAGGAGGAAGCCGACCCCGCCAAAUUGCCUACCGAGAAGAUAGGGCAGUUAGACAUAGCGACCGAUGCGUCAAAAACAUGA